Messenger RNA from Colossoma macropomum (tambaqui), 5331 nucleotides. It is a transcript of the gene espn, whose product is annotated as espin. NCBI's taxonomy places the organism in Eukaryota, Metazoa, Chordata, Actinopteri, Characiformes, Serrasalmidae. Gene Ontology annotation, cellular component: cytoplasm. Gene Ontology annotation, molecular function: actin filament binding. Gene Ontology annotation, biological process: actin filament bundle assembly. Bases 700 to 3444 code for a protein of 914 amino acids. The record is from RefSeq and is a predicted model, not a curated record. The transcript is spliced from 15 exons.
UUUACUCGGUUACCGUGCGCUGUGCCUUUAACAUCUGAGUCGGUUUGAGAGCCGAGCGAAGCAGCCCGAGCAGCUCUCUCUCCUUCUCCUCCUCCCCUUCAUGGAUUAUUCAACAAGUGGUUGAGGUGGUGAAGGGGGCUGAAGUGACCGGCCCAAAUCAUACUCUAAACUAUUCAAAGUAAUUCUCGUCGCCGAAAAUGUAGACGCGCUUCAUGGGUUGAGGAGAAAGCCCGACCUGAAUAACCGAAGCAGGUGUCCGCGGAUAACAGGUGAAAUGAGCUGUGUGAGGAAGAUAAGCGGCCAGCGGGUAACUUCACACCACACCGAGCCUCGCGGUUCGGCACAAAAGGGACAAAAUGGACCGUAAGCAAAUUUUUUUCAUUCGGUGGCUACGUUGUGAAAUUUUUAUUCGUGUUUUUACCGUUAGGUCAUCAAGGGACAUUUUAAAAACGAGUACUGACUUCGUAACCGUGUAACCGGACUGAGCCGCCGACCGUUAUGACCGAGCUCUCCUCACCUUUAGUGUUGACUAGCGAGAUGCUAGCUUACUUUUGAACUUGAGGAGAAACAAAACACGAUGUUAAGAAGUAAAACAUCAAGCCACACGUUCCACUGAAUACAUUUCGUUAAUGACAGAUGAGUUUUUACAUCUUAAUGGUGUACAAACAGUCUUCUCGGAGGUGUUGAGCGGCUAUCGACAUGGUAGCGGAGAGGACUCUUCUCGCCGCCAGGCAGGGCGACAUUCAAACGCUGAAGGUGCAGUUAGCGGAAAAAGUACUGGGCAAGGAUGUGAGGGACAUGCUCGGGGCUACCCCGGUGCACCACGCCGCUCGGGCGGGAAAGUUAACGUGUCUCCGGUUCCUUGUGGAAGAAGCAGGUUUGCCGGGGAACAGCGUGGCCAACAACGGCGCGACUCCAGCUCACGACGCCGCCGCCACGGGGAACCUGGCCUGCCUUCAGUGGCUCCUAACGCAAGGAGGCUGUGGAGCAUCGGAUAAAGACAGCUCAGGAGCCACUGUCCUGCACCUGGCUUCCCGCUUCAGCCAUCAUGAGAUCACUGAUUGGUUACUCAAGAGUGGGGAGGGAAAUCCCAGCAUUGCCACGGAUACGGGAGCUCUGCCUGUUCACUAUGCUGCUGCUAAAGGGGACUUGCCCUCUCUCAGACUGCUGUUGGGACACAGCCCAAAUCUUGUCAACUUCCAAACCAAGAAUGGUGCCACACCUCUUUACCUUGCAUGUCAGGAAGGCCACCUGGAGGUCGUCCAGUACCUGGUGAAGGACUGCGGGGCAGAGCCAAGUAUUAGAGCCAAUGAUGGGAUGACACCUCUUCAUGCUGCCGCCCAGAUGGGACAUAACACUGUCAUUGUUUGGCUGAUGAGCUUCACAGACAUCAGCUUGUCUGACCGAGACAACGAUGGUGCCACUGCCAUGCACUUUGCCGCCAGCCGUGGUCAUGCCAAGGUCCUCAGCUGGCUCCUUCUUCAUGGUGGGGAGAUUGUGAUGGAUGGCUGGGGCGGGACCCCCCUCCACGACGCAGCCGAGAAUGGAGAGCUGGAGUGCUGUCAGAUUCUAGUGGUGAACGGAGUGGAUCUGGGCAUUCGAGACCAGGAUGGCUUCACUGCAGCAGACCUGGCUGAAUAUAAUGGGCAUUCACAGUGUGCCAAGUAUCUCCGCACAGUCGAAAACAUGAGAGCAGUUUGCAACAUUUUGAGUGUGGAACAUCGCGUCCUAUCCCGGGAUCCCUCAGCAGAUUUGGAGUAUAAGCAGCCUGACUCGGGCCUUUCCUCUCCAAACGCCACACUGAACCCAGUGGUGCCGCCUGCAGCCCACUUUGACGUGGGCUCCCCCUCCAGUUCCCUGUCCAACUACGACUCGGCCAACUCCAGCCAGUCCAGCACAGGGGAGAAGAAGAGCAGCUCCCCACCGUCACGAGUACCAGCAGGAGGCCCAGCGUCAGCAAUCAGUGACAUGGAGACCUACAUGGAAAUGCUGAACCCUGAUGUGACUGAUGGGGUCCAGAAGAAGGAAGAGGCAGCACAACCUCCGCCGCCUCCCACUUUCCCCCCACCUCCACCUCCUCCACCGCCUAACAACUCGUACGUCCCUCCACCUCCCCCUAUGUACCCCGCACCCAGUCCACCCGAGGAGCAGGGGUCGGCCGAGUUUCUGAAGGUGAAGAGCAACCUCCGCCGCGUGGACAAUGACACAGUGAAAAAAAAAGAGCUGACAGCAGGGGAAAACCCGGAGAGACUGCGGCGGGUGGACUCCAACAGGAAGUCACGAAGCUUCAGUAAGCAGCCUAGCACAGGGGACUAUUACAAGACCCUGGGCAACGACACCACGGACCAGAGGCCCUGCAGAACCAUGGCACCCAACGAGGAGGGUUCUGUGCUGUUGGAGGAGCCUGCAGAUGCUACUCCUGCUCCUGAGAAUGGAACAGGAGCCACCGAGGAGCUGCCCAUACCACCUCCUCCUCCUCCUCUACCCAGCAGCAACACAAACCCCAUCCCAGCUCCACCUCCUCCACCUCCUCUCCCCUCGGAGAUCCCCACACCUCCCCAGAACAAUACCACUGCUUCAGGAGCCUCCAGCCAUCGUCGCCUCUCCUCCUCUUCAAGCAGCACUAAAUCCUUCAACAUGAUGUCCCCCACUGGAGAUAACUCUGAGCUUCUGGCCGAAAUUAAAGCUGGGAAGAGUCUGAAGCCCACACCUCACAGUAAAGGCUACACAACUGUCUUCUCCAACAGUGGCACUGCAGGGAACAACGGAGAACGCCCAAUGUCACCGCCUCAAAAUCAAUCCCAGCCCCAAUCUCAGCCCGCAUCUCAGCCCCAACCUCAGUCUCAGCCCCAGCCCCAGCCUCAACCCCAGCCUCAACCCCAGCCUCAACCCCAGCCUCAGCCCAAUGCAGUCCAAUCACCAAAGCCCACAUCCCCGCCACCCACGUCCAUUUCUCCCACGGCCCGUGGUGGUUCCCCUCGGAACCUGUCCACAUCACAGAGCUGCGAUCUGCUACCCACAGUCGUCAAUGGCAAUGGUGCAUCAGCUCAGAUGCGCAAAUCUAGCCUGGUGGAUAUAGAGGCCCUUGUGCCCACCCAUGAUGAACAGGGCAGAGCCAUCCCUGAGUGGAAGAGGCAGGUGAUGGUGAGAAAGUUGCAAGUGAAGAUGCAAGAGGAAGAGGAGAACAAGAAAAAGGCUGAAGAGGAGGCCGCCCGCCUCGCUUCCAUGCCUGCCUGGCGAAGAGAUAUCAUGAAGAAGAAACUGGAUGAAGAGAAGACGGGCAGGGAACAGAAAAGAAAAGAGGAGGAGCGGCUGAAGAUUGAGAAGGAGAACGAAGAGAAGAUGGAACUGGAGCGACUACGGACUCUUGGCUACGACGAGACUAAGUUGGCGCCGUGGCAACGGCAGAUCAUUCUAAAGAAAGGCGACAUAGCGAAACAGUAGAGCCCGAUACGCCUGCAAUUUGUCUCCAUUCUGUAUCGCACACCUCUGUCUGCUCCCACUCCCUGUAGGACACUUUGUUACCCACAAUCCUCCAGGUCCAUCACGUGCACACAGUGGUUCACCGCAGAACUCAUAAAGUGGUUAGCUAUGAGAUGGCUUUAUAGAGUUCAUGGUUAAUAACAUUCAUAGUGCACUGACGUACGUAAUAUGCGUGAUUGCACAAGGGCCAAAAGCCUAUGAUUUAUUUGUCGUCCCUUGUGCAUCUGUAGAUUAUUUUUAAAAGAAAAACAUUCACAGCAUCCCAACAAAGACACUAUAUGGAUAUUAUCUGAAUACAGCUAAUGCACAUUUAGCAAACGCUUCUUAGCCAUACAUGCUUACCAACUGCUGUUUUCUCACAUUUCUACUUCAAAUCUUUUAAAGUAUUUUCAUAUAUAGUAAUAUAUGAUUAGAAAUAAAAAAAAAUAUAUAGAAUUUAUUCUGUGCACAUAUUUUUUAACCAGUCCUAAUCAUUAUGAAAGCAGUUUAAACAAAAGCCUAAUAGUAAACAGAUGUUUGAUAAGGAACUGCAUAUUAGUACACUGAUAGAUUUCUUGCAAAAAAUGUUCUACCAACUAUAUUUUAAACAAAGAUGUGGACAAUAAAAUGUUCAUAUUAUACCCUGACUUCUCCUCUUAAAGUACUCUUAAAUUUAUAAAACGUUCAUCCUAUUUCUUUUCCAGUCCAGGAAUUCCAGGUGCUUAGUUAAUGAAAAUAGUUAGCAAAGCAAGCCAAGGCCAUCAUUCUUAAUAAUAGAAUUCUUAAUUAAUAUUUAUUGUUUAUUGUUUUUUUUCACCCUGUCAUGAAACUGUGACAUUAUUCCCAGCUGACCAGUUGUCUUCUCAACCAAGUGACAGUUUCCCAGAACACCAGAAGAUGGCAGCAGAGUUCUGUUCCAAGCUCAACUAAAGAGUCACUGUUACAUUACAGUUAUGAAAAGCUGUUGCAAUGUUAUAUUAAGGUAGAUGUUAUACAAAUAAAACAGACAUUUUUACAAUGUUUUCAAAUAAAAUUUACAAGAAUGCAAUAGGUCUGUGCUAUGACUAACCUGAUAGGGGUGGGAGAAGCCAAUGUCUUAAAUACUGUACUGAGUAAUAUAUCAAUUCCAAGCAUUCUGUCCUACAAUCUAACACAUGCUGUGACUCCUCACUGAGAUUUACAGAAACAGGAGGAUUACAGAGGACGAAAACUAAUGGUUGUUUGAUUUAACGCAUAGACAGGUUUUAUUGUUGUAUUCCUGUUGUACACCUACAUUGGUUCUUUAAAAUGUACAUGUAAACAGCCAGUGUCGUCAUGUAAAAUAAAUAAUACAUGAUGAUGAUGGUGAUGUACAUCUUUAUUAUAAGAAAUGUCUUUUUUGGCUCAUUUUCUCUUCUUAACAGCAAACUGUAGCUUAGUCCACUUAGGGUACCUGGACCUUGGAAAAGUGCCGGAUGUGUCUUCUGAAUGUGCGUGUAUAUAUGUGGUGUCUGUCCAGUGACAUGAAAUGUGUGAUAGAUAAACUUGAUGUAUUUUGAGUGUACAUUUUUUUGGAACUGUAAAAAAAACAUCUGAAUAUUAUACAAAUAUAUGUGUACUGCAUGGUCAUCGUUGAGUAAUUGUUUGGGAAUAUUCAACUAAAAUUCAUUUGAUGCCAUAUUAAAACAAAGAUAUAUGUGAACAUCAUUGCCAUUAGAAGAUUUUCUAUUCAUGCAUAAUGUAUAUAGUAAUACUGAAAUACUCUUAUUGCCCUUAUAUUGUUACAUUGUGGUCCAAAACAUUUUUUUUUCCCUUUCUCAGCCUUUGCUUGCAUUGGUUUAUCAAUGUAAACCUUCCUUUUCCGACUGUCAAAUUGAAUAAAAAUCAAAA